UGGCUGCAUCAUCCUGGCGAAGAGACCGCUAGUGUAACACGAACCUCCAAGGUGGAAGCAUCUCCCAGAAGGCGACGUUACCUUUGCACGUCAGUCAAGAAUCUGUCUCCCUCAGUGGUUCACUCUCUCUGUCUCCCCCCAUCAACAACAACAAAGUCGUCGACAUGUCUGAGGAAACCAAGACUCACCCUGAGAAGGAAGUAGAGGCUCAGGAGAAGGAGGAGACUAAGGAGAACGAUGUAGCAGAAGAGGGAGGAAGCAAGGAAGAGGCAGAGGAUGCAGGAGAAGGUAGCAGCAAAGAAGGAGACAGCCAAGAGGAGGAGAAGAAGGAGGAAGAUGAAGGAGUGAAAGACGAUGCGGAAGGAGGUGACGCAGGUGACGGAGAGGAGAAGAAAGAGGAGGACGCAGCAGAAGGUGGUGAUGAAGGAGAUGGAAAGGGCUCCUCUGAAGAGGCCGCGGAAGAGGAGGGAGAGGGCAAGGAGAAGGCUGAAGGAGAAGAAGCAGGAGAUGAGAAGUCCGAAGACAAGGAUGCUGACGAAGGAAAAUCUGAAGGCGGGGAGGAAGGAGAGGCAUCGGAGAGUAAAGAAGAAGGAGAUGGAGCAGAGGACAAGAAAGAGGAGGAAGAAGAGGAGAAGAAGGAGGAAGAAUCAGCAGAGUCUAAAGAAGGAGGAGAAGAAGAGGAGAAAGGAGAUAAAGACGAAAAGAGCGGAGGAGAGAAAGCGGCCGAGGAGUAGUUUAAAUGAUCUAAUUUUAUUAUUUUAUUUUAUAAAUCUAGAUUUAGCUUUGUCCGUAGAGUAGCGAGUCAUUUUUUUUGUUAUUUUCUUUUCAAGUAGAGGAAGUUCUGAUGAAUGCCUGUGGGUCAACAAAGGCUUAGCUGGUCAGGUCAUGGGAACGCGAGAGCUCGUUAAAAAAGGUUAGGCAGGAAGGCAGGCGAGGUCAUGUUUACGUUAACAGGAUGGAGGGUUGGAGUAUUGGUAGAUCUGUUCCUCAGUUGUGUCAGUUGAUUUGUCCUUAAACCAAUAAAAAUUGAAUCAAGUAAUAAGAAUCUUAUGGAAUUCAAUAAAUGAUUGAGUGGCUGGAUACUGGUAUCUCACAGCAUUGUUUGUUUAAGAAUUAUUGAGUACUCUUAACUUUCCUUUCAAAGGAUUCUUAACUGACAUACAUUGUGGGGACAGACUCCCAAUAUCCACUAGUCCUUGAGUACCAUCUCCCUAGCAUCACCUUGCUCUUACUAAUCACAAUAUUCAGCCAUGUGUCAAAGAGGCAGAAUGUGCCUUUGCAUCUGUGAAACAGGCCACAACAUCCCAGAAGCUGUCUCUUUCAGACAUGGCUGCCAAUUUGUGUAAUCAGGGCCUUUGACAUCAAGUCGUGGGCCAAGAUUUCUUGGAGCUAUGAAGGGGCCUGGGUGCUACUGAAAAGGCCGAGGAAAUUCUACCGGGAACUAAGACAUGCCAGAGUCCCUUCUGAGCUCAGAAGAUCAUCAUUUUUAAACCUACGGCGCCUUCGUCGUUCCUCUGUAGAACCAGCAGCCUGUUCCUGUUAGAGAGGUCUUGGUUUAAACAUGGAAAUUGUAAAAUUGUACAUUACAUAUCUUGUUGCUAUGCUGACGUCAGUGCCUCAGAGACCGAAAUGCAGAGUGUGAUACCAUAUCGUUAAGGAAUUACAGUUAUUAUUAAGGAAUGCAGUUUCACAGUUACCGUUAAGAAAUGCAAUCACAUUUAUCAUUAAGAAAUGCAAUUACAGUUAGGUCGACCCUUCCUUUCAGGUACUCGCGCUAUCCUUAAAGUAUAGUCCCAAAAGAAACCGAGGUUUUUUCACGUCAAUUUCCGAGUUGAAAGUCAACCAGCCCAUCGUAUUCAGCCUCAGAAUUAGGUUUUCCAAAGGAGAGGUUAGGAAAAGCUACCAAAACACUACUAACUACCUAUAGAUAAGAAUCGUGAUUCUCCUAAGCCUAAACAGUGAUAAGAUCUCACUUUUCUCAUUUCAUUUCUUUCCUAAACGUAAGAGACGAUUACGCACUUAUCGAUAAUCACUUAACCUUUUAAAAAACGUAAACUAACUUUUUUGGCAUUUUUGAUAAUGGGGUGUUUUUUUCCUUCUCCCUAUCUCGCAGAUUUCCGUGUAUAUGUACAGCUUCACUUUGGUAAUAGAAUAUUUAUCUUGAUCGAUGCUGCAUCUGCAUUUUCGCGGAGUCCACGUGCUAUUCACUCUAUCCUUUUUGAACGUUAUAAAUAAGAAGGUGAAGAAGAUUGUAGGAUCUUUAAUUGUUGGCUGACUUAAUAGGUUUAAGGUAAUUUAGGAUAACGUUUAAGGCAACUUAAAGUUGUCGUUGCGACUAUGAUGAGGAAAGGGGAUUACGUAUUACAGGUUUGCAGAUUCCAGAGGACAGGAAUUAAGAGUACAGAUUACCAGACUUAAGAGUACGGAUUAGCAGACUUAAGAUUACAGAUUAGCGGACUUAAGAUUACGGACUACAGGCCUUAACAUUACAAAUUACAGGACUUUACGGACUACGGGAAAGGUGAAGAGUGGUAAUUAGUUUGUAGCUGAGAAAUGAGACAAGGAAAGACGUUGUCUUGCUUAAGAAUCAUAUACUUUUGCAGGGGAAAAUCAUUGUUUUAGGUACAAUCAUAACUAAAGAUUUAAGGAAAUCGGUCUUAAAGUAAAUGUCUCUAAAUAGACCGGGUAAAACCUAAUGAAUUUAUUAAACUCUUGAGGACUAGAAACAUAAGUUGCCCCAUAAAAACUUCUACGGAAGACUCAAAAUGAUCUAACCAACUCUUGAGCGGGGAGUGUAGCAUAUACUUUCCCAAUUUAUACAAUCAUCAGUGUAAAACAUACUGCCAUCAGGACAUACAUAUCGUAAGUGAAGAUUUGGAGGAAAUUUUUAUAAGGUAUUUAUAGAUCAGUAGUUGUAAACAUGUAAGGCAGCCCUUUUAGGGGAUAAUUAGCUCUGAAGAUGUUAGACGCUUACACGCUGCUGCGCUGCCCAUUCGUCCCGAGUCGUAUCGUUUAAGGGUUAAGCAUCAUGAAACACAGUUACCGUUAAAUUAUUGUUAAAAAAAGUCUAGUUUAUGAUUAGCAGUUGCUUCUUAUUUGAAACCGGCCAAAUAGGCGUGGAGACCGGCCUGUGGGGAAGACUGAGAAAUCGUCCAUGCGAUAUACCUCUACGUUGAGUGAUUCAUGUAUAUGUAUAAUGAAUAUUCCAGAACUACUUUCAUGAUAGUCAUUCUUGCCAAGUAUAAGUUCUUCAUAACCAAUUCUGUAUUGAGACAGUUUUUAGUUAGAGGUAAACAUCUGGUUUCUGACCUGUGUGAUAUUAAAAUAUUCAUUUUUCACUCAUCAUAAUCAUAUCUCAUACAGACAAGAGACAGUUUGUCAUUCUGAAAGAAUUUGGUCAAAAUUUCCUUUUUGAGAGUUAAGCUUAUAAUAAAAAUAUGUGUUUAUUGAAUAGAGGGAGGUGGUGACAGGCUAGAGAUUUGAUACGGAAAUGGGUGAAUUCGUAUAACCUGAAUGUGGAUGUUUACUGUAUAUAUAUAUAUAUAUAUAUAUAUAUAUAUAUAUAUAUAUAUAUAUAUAUAUAUAUAAUGACAAGCAGUUAUUGUUUAAGAAUUCUACGUGCGAGGCAUCAAAAUGCUUCAUACUGAUGAGUUGUAGUAUGGUAAAGACAGGAAAACUUUCCCAAAACAUAACCAUGCAUGCAAGUAUCGAUGGAAAACAUUUCUUCUAGACAUCCAACUCUCCUUUCUCUGCAGGCAAAAGAAGCAUUUCGACCCCUUUACAGCUUCCCACCCCCCCUAAAAUAAAUAAUAUUCUAUCCUCGACAAGAGUUCGUUUAGCCCCAGCCUUUCAGAGCUAAAAGAUGCACAGAUCCACUGCCAGUUCCAAUAUUUGGAGAUUCCAGCAUGCAUUGCAUUGUUCCCCUUCGUAUGACCACAACCUCUGCUUCCCAUAGUGUUACUAGCUUAUAUAUAUAUAGCGAAGUGGUCCCAUCUGAUGAUGAUUAUAAAAGGCUGGAGUACGAGAGAGGAAUAUAUACGUAGAUUGAAUCUGAUGUCAUUCUUUUAGUUUUAUCAGACUAUAAAUUGAAUCUAUUGUCAAUCUUUUAGUUUUAUCAGACUAUAAAUUGAAAAUAUUGUCAUUCUUAUAGUUUUUGCAGAGUAUAGAUUGUCUAUGAACUCAUUCUUUUAGUUUCUACAAAAUAUAAAUUGAAUCUAUUGUCAUUCUUAUAGUUUUUGCAGAAUAUAGAUUGACUUUGAACUCGUUCUUUUAGUUUCUACAGAAUAGAAAUUGCAUCUAGUGUCAUUCUUUUAGUUCCUACAGAAUAUAGAUUGAAUCUGAAGUCAUUCUUUCAGUUUCUACAGAAUAUAGUAGAUUAAAUUUGGUCAUAUUUUUAGUUCCUACAGAAUAUAGAUUAAAUUUGAUGUCAUUCUUUUAGUCUUUACAUGAUAUAGAUUUAAUCUCAUGUCAUUCCUUUAGUUUUUAAGUUACGUUUGUAGAUAAGAAUUGUCCAGUGUAUUCCAUCCAAUUUCCACAUCAAAUUCAGGUUUAAAAUUGAAUGGCUGUAAUCCAUUUGACACGAGCUGGUCUUUAUUAGCCCUCGUGGGCCCAAUUGUGAUUUUUGGUAUUUCGUUGAUAAAUUAGGGCGUAGCUGUAAAAAUGUAACCUUCCCAAAAGAUGAAGAAACCUUUCCAAAGAACCCUUUGGCGUUUGGUGCUCAGUAUUCUAGUAGUACCACCAACUUCUUAAGAUGAUUGGCUGUUGAUAAGCCAAUCACAGAGCUGGUAACUCUCAGUCUCUCUCGAGAGUUCACAUAGGCAGGACUUAUAUUCCACCUCUCCUGAGGGAUACUUUUGAAAGACGUAUCCCUCAGGUGGCGCAUACAUCCUCCCUAUGUGAACUCUCUCGAGAGACUGGGAGUUUCCAGCCCUGGAAUUGGCUUAUCAACAGCCAACAAGUAUCGUCGUAAGGGACUGACCUAGACAUGAGAUGCACGGGUGAUGUGAAUCUACUAGAGGACACACUCAGCUGUCAUUUUUGACAGCAGUUCUGAAUGCGACCUCCGAUAGUAAUGGAUCUUAUCCGAAGUCACAUUGGCCUUGGUGAGAACCCGAAACUAAGUAUCCAUAGGAAAAUAAUAAGAGGUUGGAUGGGAGGCAAUAAUUCACCUUCUGGUAAAACACAGCUAAGUCCAGGAGUUUUUCCUUCCAGUGUAGAGCAUUCAACUGGACCAGGUUGACUCCCUAUUCCAUCAAUCCUUUGUAAUAUGUAGAACAUUCCAGCUAGACUCGACAGCAUCGACAGCAAAGAGGAGAAGUAUAGUCUACUGAGCACCAUUCGUAAAUGUUAGGUCAGUUCGUAGUGUAUCAGAAAAUCAGAUUAUUUAGAACAUGAACGUUAAGGAAUAUCGAAUAACCCGCCAUCUUGAUAAAAAACACCAGAGCUGUUCAUUUGCCUCCUUUGAGUGGUGGAAAACUGUUCAUUUGGUCUCUGAAAACAAUCGCAGCGAUAUUGUGGGACUUUUCAACUAGUUGUAAUUGGAUUAUGUACUGCCAAGAAAUAUUGUCAUUAGUCUCUCUCUCUCUCUCUUCUCUCUCUCUCUCUCUCUCUCUCUCUCUCUCUCUCUCUCUCUGGAGAGAGGUGAAACUUACUUAUUUCUAUUUCCAUUGUCGGUUUCAGAGGCGUUCAAGUACCUUUGAAAAACAGUGGCAGAAAACAGUCAUUUCCUUAUUAUCCUCCUCUUAUCAAACUUUCCCGUUUUGUGUCAUCUUCCCUUCCUUUCGUAAUCAUCUUUUAUUUUUGUUAUCACCAGCGUUCUAAACGAAGUCCGGCUUCGUUAAGGCAAUCUUUCACUUCGCUGGGAUGUGCCACCUCCCCUAACGCUUUCGAACGAGAGACCAAAUGAACACAGCCACGAGAAAGGAGGAGGUGAAUGAAUGUGUGUGUGCCACCGAAUGAAAAUACUACGUUAGUAUUAUCAGCUGAUUAGAAUAGUAUACUACGCUCUGGUGGUUCUUUAUGAAUGAGUUGUUAUUUGACCUUUGAUGAAGCCUGUGAUUCUAAAAUGGAAUGACUAUAGUAGAUUCACAUCAACCGUGCAUUUGAUGUCUAGGCCAGUCACUUACGACGCUCCUGAUUGGCUGUUGAUAAGCCAAAGACAGGGCUGGAAACUCUCAGUCUCUCGAGAGAGUUCUCAUGGGCAGGAUGUAUGUUCCACCUCUACUGAAGUAUACUUUUGAAAAGACUUAUCCCUCAGAAAAGGUGGAACAUACAUCCUACCCGUGUGAACUCUCUCUCCAGACACUGAGAGUUUCCAGCCCUGUGACUGGCUUAUCAACAGCCAAUCAGGAGCGUCGUAAGAGACUUGCAAUGACAUCAAGUGCGCGGUUGAUGUGAAUCUCCUAUAGCACUGAGACUUGAUCAGAGAUAAAAUUUCGAAUAUUACUCUUGUUUAAGCUUUUAUAAGAUUUUAAAGAAAUGGAUUAAUUUAGCACUGUGAUACAGAAUGUCCCCUGUGAGAAAACUUGUUCCUCGUUUACAAAAUUAUUUUCAAGAUUUAAAAACUAGUAGUUAUACAGGUCCAUGUGUUUGUUCACCAUUCCAUCGUAAGUUAAGUAGAAGUUAAAGAAGAAGACGAAGAAGAAGAAGAAGAGGAGGAAAGAGGUUAAAAAACUAUAGAUUUUAAGAAGUUAAACAAGAAAAUGGUAUGAAAAGUGAGCAAGAGAGAGAGAGACCCAUCCAUUGCCUUUAGUCCUCCUGUUUCAUAAUCGUAAGUUUAGGAUGCUGAUAUAAAUAGUAUUAUCAAUAUGUCUUUCAUUCUCUGUUUGACAAUAAAUAAACUUGCUGCAGAUUUA
Molecule: messenger RNA, 6854 nt
Organism: Macrobrachium nipponense
Lineage: Eukaryota; Metazoa; Arthropoda; Malacostraca; Decapoda; Palaemonidae
Product: cilia- and flagella-associated protein 251-like
Exons: 4
Coding region: 165-734 (189 amino acids)
Source: RefSeq, a predicted model, not a curated record